This is a messenger RNA of Prunus armeniaca (apricot), 591 nucleotides long. The record is from the annotation of a GenBank genome assembly. NCBI's taxonomy places the organism in Eukaryota, Viridiplantae, Streptophyta, Magnoliopsida, Rosales, Rosaceae.
AUGGGCAACUACGUUUCUUGCACCCUAUCAACCCAAAUAGCCAAGAACAGCAAAGCAGCCACCAAAGUCAUCGUCCCGAGCGGCGAAAUCAAGCAAUUCUAUGUACCAAUGAAAGCUGCAGAGCUCAUGCUUGAGACCCCAAACUUCUUCCUUGUAAACACAAAGUCUCUCCAUAUUGGAAGAAGAUUUUCAGCUCUCAAUGCUGAUGAAGACUUGGAGAUUGGUGACGUUUACGUCAUGUUCCCCAUGAAGAGGCUCAACUCUACCGUGACUCCAGCCGAUAUGGGCGCCUUGUUCCUCACCGCCAGCUCGGCAACCAAGCGUCUUUCGGGCAGAAACGUGAGGGUGCAGCCGGCUGAGGAUAAGUCCGGGGAACUUGCUGAUGAUGAUGAUGAUGAGGAGGAGGAUAAUAAAAGGAUGGAGAAUUGGCGGGAAAAUCUUGAUCAUGAGGCCGCAAAGCCGAAGUUGAAUUUGGAUGAUAUUGAAGAUUUCUCGGCGCCGGAGUUCAUGCACAGGGUGUCUAUGCGUAGGUCAAAGAAGCCAUUGUUGGAGACUAUAGCAGAAGAGCCUGUUUCUGUUUGCUCCAGGUGA